Molecule: messenger RNA, 1235 nt
Organism: Prunus mume (Japanese apricot)
Lineage: Eukaryota; Viridiplantae; Streptophyta; Magnoliopsida; Rosales; Rosaceae
Product: mitogen-activated protein kinase kinase kinase 20-like
Biological process (GO): signal transduction; protein phosphorylation
Molecular function (GO): protein kinase activity; ATP binding
Source: RefSeq, a predicted model, not a curated record
AUGAAACGGAAGGCAGAGCAAGAAUUAGAAGAAAGAGGGAAUAAGCAGAGGAUAUGGUGGGGUGAUGGAAAUCAGUGGGAGAGAGGGGAGAUGAUCGGAGAAGGAAGCUAUGGGUCUGUUUUUCUUGCUUUUUGGAAAAAACCCCUUUGGGAGCUUAAUCUAAAUGAUACGCCUCCAGCUCCAGUCAUGGCAGUCAAAUCUGCUAAGCUCUCUGAUUCAGAAUCCAUUCAGCAUGAGGCAGGCAUUCUUUCUGAUUUUAUAGGGUCCCCUUUUGUGAUUCAGUGCUUGGGUGAAGAAAUCACAACCAUUGAUGACACAGGUGAAGAAAUAUUCAACUUGGCUUUGGAAUUUGCUGCUGGAGGAACCCUUGAUGGUCUGAUUCAGAGCUAUAGAGGUCAUGGGCUGCCUGAGUCUGAUGUGAGAAGCUACACAAGGUGCAUACUUGAAGGGCUUAUACAUAUUCACAAUUGUGAUUAUGUUCACUGUGAUUUGAAGCCGGAGAACAUCCUUCUUGUUCCUAGUGAUACUAGCACCAGUGGUAGUUCUAGUUUUGUGGCCAAGAUUGCUGAUUUCGGAUUGACUAAGAGCACCAAAGAUGAUAUGGAUGGAUGGAGAGGCACUCCUAGGUAUACAGACCCAGAUGCUUUGAUUGAUAAUGUGCAGAAGCAGUGCUCUGAUAUUUGGUCUCUUGGUGCUAUUGUGCUUGAGAUGUUAACAGGCAAGCCCCCCUGGGAUGUGGAGCCUGAUUCGACACUUGAUGAUUUCCUGGACAUGGUUGCUGGGGAAAUAACUCCCAAAAUCCCUACUGAAAUCUCUGGUUUGGCAAGGGAUUUUCUUAUGAAGUGUAUUGCAGUCAACUCAUGGGAAAGGUUUACCGCUCAAAAGCUCCUACUUCAUCCAUUUGUACAGGAGCCACAACUAUCUGAACCAAGUCAUGCCAAGGUGAAGGUGCUUAGCUCAUCUUUGGGCUCCGAAGAUGGUGCCUCUUGCUUCAAACCAAUUGAAGAUUACCGCACAAACUCUGCCCCUGUUCCCAGAAUUCAGCCCUCACCGGGUUUUGAGAUACCAGCUGGACUAUAGAAGUUGAGGUUCUAUUUCAUGAGACAAACCUUAUGAUUCUUUAUUCUAGUAUUUUUUUUAUUUGUAAAGUCGAUCACUUGAAAUUAUUCAUUUCAAGGUCAUAACCACGAAAUUGUACAAAAUGAUUCAAACAUAUAUACGAGUUGUUCUUUACU